Uranotaenia lowii is the source of this 1437-nucleotide messenger RNA. RefSeq names its product cytochrome P450 4d2-like. The transcript is spliced from 2 exons. Bases 102 to 1367 code for a protein of 421 amino acids. NCBI's taxonomy places the organism in Eukaryota, Metazoa, Arthropoda, Insecta, Diptera, Culicidae. Gene Ontology annotation, molecular function: monooxygenase activity; oxidoreductase activity, acting on paired donors, with incorporation or reduction of molecular oxygen; heme binding. The record is from RefSeq and is a predicted model, not a curated record.
GCUAUGCUCUCUACAAAGAAGAUCUAUCGCCAACCGGCAUAUUGCCAUCUUUUGAACGGUUGGUGAAACAAUAUGGAGAUAAUUUCUUGCUGCAGACUUUGAUGAAUGAGCCAAGGGUUUACGUAAACACUCCGGAUGUAACGGAACAAGUGCUUUCGACCCACGGUAAUCAUAAGGCGAAUCUUUACGACAUCCUUGCCCCCCUGUGUAGUGGCGGGAUUCUGACUGCGUAUGGUUCCAAAUAUGCGGAGAAACGAAAGAUGGCAGCGCGCGCCUUCAGCUACAAGAUGUUGGAUAUCUUUUGCGGGGUUUUCGAAAACCAAUACAUUCAUCUUCAGGAUAAAAUUCAGAGCAAAUUAGGAAAAGGAGAUUUCGACUUGCACAAAAUGAUUUGGUGCUACACUCUAGAUGUGAUAGCUGAAACUGCUAUGGGAGUGAAAUUGGGUUGUCAAAAAGAUAACUCACUGACAUAUGGAAAAGCCUUGGAAGAAUUACUGUACAUAUUUGCAUGUCGGAUAUAUAACCCAUUGAACCAAUACGAACUUAUAUUCAGGUUCCGCAAAAUGUAUCGACGGCAGAAUGUUGUAGCCAAGUACGUUCAAGAUUUCUCGGAUGCUAUCAUCAAGCAACGCAAGGAGCAGCUGUUGGAUAUUAUGAAUGAUCAAUCCGACAACGAUGUUCACUGCAAAACUCUACUGGAUCAUUUAUUGACAACCAAACAGAAUGGUCAGCAUUUGUCGGAUGAAGAGAUUCGCGACGAUGUAAACACAUAUAUGCUUGCUGGCCAUGAUCCGACUGCCAGCACUGCAAGUUUCGCCAUUUACGAACUAUCCCGAAAUGCUGAUAUUCAACAGAAGGUCUAUGAGGAGUUGGUAGAAUUAUUCGGUCGAGAUCUUACAAAAAUUCCUUUAAACGGUAGGAAUCUCCACAAGCUUAAAUAUUUGGAUAUGGUGAUCAAAGAAACACUUAGGCUGUAUUCCUUAAUACCGAUGAUCGGUCGAAGAGCCACGGGAGAUUUGAUAAUCGAUCAUAAAGUCAUUCCCAAAGGAACAUCGUUGUUGAUUAUGAUUCAAACGAUGCACCACGAUCCAAGACUUUAUCCGGAGCCGAAACGAUUUGAUCCGGAUCGUUUUACUGAUGAGGCCAUCUCCAAACGUCACCCUUUCAGCUACAUACCUUUCGGAGCUGCUCCACGUCUCUGUGUUGGACAAAAAUUUGCCUUGGUUGAGCUUAAGUUGCUGCUGAUUCUUCUGUUGGCUGAUUUUAAAUUUUUACCAUGUGACUUGGAAAACCGUGUUCAAGUAGCGGUCAGUCUGAACUUGACCACAAAAAACGGCAUUUACGUCAAGGUGCAACCUCGUAAGUGAACAAAGUUUAUCGAAUUUACUGUGAAUACUACUAGAAUAUCUUCAUUACAUUAAAAUUUUGUAUUUUUAA